AUGGAGGCAUUCUGGACAGCUCUUGAGGAGUGUAAUUUGGGGGACUUGGGGUACUCGGGUCCCAAAUUCACGUGGUCUAAUAAACGCCAAGAUGACACCUAUUCCCAAGAACGGCUCGAUCGGGCUGUUGGGAAUAGGGGGUGGUGUGAUAUGUACAAAUCGGCUAGGGUUCUUGUCAUGGCAGCAAGAGCGUCAGACCACAAUCCAAUUUUUGUUUCUUUUUCUAACAAACAACCAUGGUGUACAAAGGGUAGAAGAGGCUUCAAAUUUGAGGCAAGUUGGAUCCCUGACGAGGAAUGUGGGGCUAUCAUCAAUGAAUCUUGGGAGGGGGGCGAAACGGAUGGGGAGGCAAUGAAGAAAGUCCGAAGAGGAUUGGAACGAUGUAAGUCCCGAUUAAAAUGGUGGAGCCGGAAAAAAUUUGGGAAGAACGAAAAUUUGAUUAAAGAAAAGACCGAAGUGCUAGCCAAUCUACAAACCUUGGAAGGUCCCGAACACCAUGAGGCCAUUAAAAGGCUGCCAGCGGAAAUAGAAACCUUGCUGGAAUUUGAAGACAUGAGAUGGAAACAACGCGCAAAGCAAAAUUGGUAUCGGGAGGGGGAUAGAAACACACCAUUCUUUCAUGCUUGGGGAAGUCACAGGCGUAGGAUUAAUACUAUCAAGAAAGUUGUGGAUGUCAAGGGGCGUGAAUGGUUAAGGUGGAGGAGAUUAGCAAUGCUUUUGUGGCCUACUAUGAGAAAUUAUUCACCUCUGAAGGGACAGACGGAAAAGAGGCGUUUCUAG
Messenger RNA from Corylus avellana, 780 nucleotides. The record is from RefSeq and is a predicted model, not a curated record. Lineage: Eukaryota; Viridiplantae; Streptophyta; Magnoliopsida; Fagales; Betulaceae.